Messenger RNA from Hordeum vulgare subsp. vulgare (domesticated barley), 915 nucleotides. Its product is annotated as pectinesterase inhibitor 8-like. Bases 1 to 720 code for a protein of 239 amino acids. The record is from RefSeq and is a predicted model, not a curated record. Gene Ontology annotation, molecular function: enzyme inhibitor activity. Lineage: Eukaryota; Viridiplantae; Streptophyta; Magnoliopsida; Poales; Poaceae. The transcript has a single exon.
AUGCAGAGACAUGCAGUCCCCACCGCAGUCCUGUCCCAGCUCCAAGCAAACGAGCACCGUCCACCUGUGAGCGUGCUACAGAGCAAGACAGUCCGCCAUUAUAACAUCAGUUGCGCGAGCAGCCGCUCUAGCAAGCUCACUCACUCCACACUCCGGUUCUGUGGAACGGACGAAGCAAACCAGCAACACCGAGCGAUGAUGUCAUCAACUACCGCUCGCGUCCUCGCGGCCGUUCUCGCCGCCGUGGUCUGCGUCGGCGCGACCCCGGAGACGACGUGCAGGGCGGCGGCGGGCGCCGACCGGCGCGUGGACUACCGCUUCUGCGUGUCCAGGCUGAGCCAGCACCACGACAGCCCCGACGCCGACACGUGGGGGCUGGCCAAGGUGGCCGCCGACGUGGGCGUCCUCAUGGCCGGCAACGGCGCCUACGACAUCAAGGCCAUGCUCUCCGGCAACAAGGCGGCGCGCGGGCCGCUGGAGCAGUGCGAGGCGCUGUACGACAGGAUGGGCUCCGCGUUCGCCGAGGCGUACGACGGCAUCGACAGGCGCGACUACGCGACCGGCAAGGCCAAGGCCGGCGAGGCCGCGUCCCUCGCGCGCCGCUGCGGCGACGCCUUCGCCCGGGCCGGCGCCGCCGUCCCGUCGCGGCUGGCGAAGCAGGGCGCCGACUCGGUGCAGAUGGCCAUCGUCUGCACCGCCGUCACCAGCCUCAUCAAGUGAUCUGAUCUCUCUGCAUUGCAUUGUUUUUUGUUUGUCCGUCGGGUGAAAAGAAAAUCGUGGUGCCUGCACUGCAUUGUUGGUUGCUCGACGCCCGGGAGUCCGUCAUGUCAUGCACGCCUGUGACUGUGUUCGUGUCUCCGUUGUGUGUUGUAGUAUCAUUCGGAAGGGAAUAAAGUGUUGCAGUAUUUCAUCUAA